This is a messenger RNA of Pocillopora verrucosa, 621 nucleotides long. The record is from RefSeq and is a predicted model, not a curated record. Lineage: Eukaryota; Metazoa; Cnidaria; Anthozoa; Scleractinia; Pocilloporidae.
AUGAUCCGAAGAGUUCAAACAAACCAAACUCAAAAUGUUGUUGACAUGCUUGAAGAGCUUCAAGCCUUAGACGCAGGACGACCUGAAACAGCACAGAUUGAAACUCGUCCAGUUCGUUUUUCAAAGGGGGGUGUAGUCGCCCUAAAACACAACUGGAAACGUUAUUUGGAGCCCUUUUUCCUUGCUAUUCUUCAGGAGGACCUUCAUUGCAGUAAUGGUGGCAUCCUUGAGCGUACCAUGCGUAUUAACUGGCUUGAGCCGUCAGAGGAACAUGCACUAUUAUACACUGUAGGCAAUGAAGACAACAACAACCCACCUCAGUGUAUUUUAGAUAUUGUAACGGUGGUUCAGGAUGGUGAGAAAUUCAUUCUAUGCCGAAACGAGGAGCAACGCCUAAAAAACUUGGCUAACGGCUCUGACGAGGCUGAUUAUGAUAGCAGUAGUGAGGACGACAGUGAUGGCGACAAAAGUGAAGACGAUGAUGACCAACCGACUCGUUUCGAAGCUGGACGCAGUAGAUCUGGCAGGAGGGUGACACGAUUUGUGCUUUACCAAGCUCAGAACAAUUCCAGGGCCUUUCCGGAGUCAAAUUUUCACACACGUUGUACAUUUUCUCGAUAG